Molecule: messenger RNA, 1125 nt
Organism: Prunus armeniaca (apricot)
Lineage: Eukaryota; Viridiplantae; Streptophyta; Magnoliopsida; Rosales; Rosaceae
Source: the annotation of a GenBank genome assembly
AUGGAUAAAUCUGUUGCGAAGUGUAUCCCAAAACUUUCACGGAGGCAGAAUGAUAGUUGGUCUGAUGUGGAAACUGUGGAAGAUGUGCUUUCCAAUAUUCUUUCAAGGCUUCCAGUCAAGUGCAUCAUACGUUCUAAGGCUGUUUCUAGACUAUGGCACAAAUUGAUUAGCAGUCCAUAUUUCACUAAAUUGCAUUUAAUGCGGUCAAGAGAAAAUGCGAUCUAUAUACUUUAUCCUUAUAUGGAUGAAAUAAAAGAAUUGCAUUUGGUUGAUGGUGAUGGGGUAACCACUGAAAUAAUCACUCUUCCUGGUUUUGAAAAUGUUUCAUCUCUUAGUAUGAUUUGUUCCUACAAUGGGUUGAUAUGUUUCACCAUUUACCCCUGGUUUCCUCACUUAUAUAUGAGGCAACCGGUCGAGGAAGACUUGGAAAUCCUAAUCUGCAAUCCUGCUACUCGUGAAAUUCGGUUACUUCCAAGAGGUAGCCCAGCAGAACAGGAGCUAGGAAUUGGGGUUGCCUUUGGCCCAGGAACCAGUGAUUAUAGAGUAUUUCGGUUUUUCUCCUCCAUAUUUGAAAAGCCAGUAGUCAGCCCUCAGUGUGAGAUAUUUUCAUCAAGCACUGGAACCUGGAGAGGCAUAGGUUUUGUUCAGCAAUAUCCUAUGGGUGCAAAUCACGUAUAUUUUAAUGGACAAGUUUACUGGUUUAUUGCUUCAGAAGAAGAUCAUUCUACCCCUGGAAGCAUUCUUUCAGUGGAUAUGGAGGACAACUUUAAAACCAUUGAACUUCCAGAAGAAGUCACUGCACACUCCUUCCUAAUUAUUCUGGAAGGUUUCUUAUCGUUAGUUGCUGUCUAUGAUGAUGAUCUAAUUAUGGAUGUAUGGAUGUUAAAGGAUGCAAAUGAAUCUUAUUGGGAGAAGAAGUGCAGUGCUUAUAUUGAACACGCUGUUGAAGAGUGCAUUGACUCUGUAGCUGGAAGGAAUAAUGAAUUUUUUUUCAUAACUACAGAACAUUAUUUUAUCUUUAAUACCGACAGGACUACCUGGGAGCAACUUUAUCUUCAGGAGGUGUUUGGACAGGAUUCUCCUGUUGUCUUUACGUACACAGAAAGCCUUCUCCCCUGUAGCUGA